UUUCUUCUCUAAGAUCCAAGCCACUAACAACACACACAGAGAGAGCAAAGUUCAAAAAUAAAAAACAAGACCCAACUUCCAUUGCUACUAUCCCUACCUUCCAUUAUAAUAAUAAUAUCUCUUCUUAGUUGCAAAUAGUUUUGAAGCAGAACCACAGAAAUGGGUGAAGAGAAGAAGAAGGAGGAGGAGGAGGAAAAGAAAGAAGAGAGCAAAAAAGAGGAAGAGGAGAAGAAGAAAAAUGAAGAAAAGAAGGAAGAAGAGUCUCCAGCAGAAGAAAUAGUACUUAAGGUUGAUAUGCAUUGUGAAGCUUGUGCAAGGAAAGUUGCUAAAGCAUUGAAAGGCUUUCAAGGAGUGGAGGAGGUGAGUGCAGAUAGCAAGGGGAGCAAAGUGGUGGUGAAAGGAAAGGAAGCAGACCCCAUGAAAGUGGUUGAGAGGCUUCAAAAGAAAAGUGGUAAAAAAGUGGAGCUCAUUUCACCUUUGCCUAAACCUCAACAAGAAGAACAGGGAAAAAAGGAAGAACCACCCAAAAAAGAAGAACCUCAGCCGCCACCUCAAGAGAACAAAGAUCAGCCCCCUCCAGUGGUAACAAUAGUCCUCAAAGUGCGUAUGCAUUGUGAAGCAUGUGCUCAAGGUAUACAAAAGCGUAUCCGUAAGAUUCAAGGAGUUGAGUCGGUGGAAACAGAAUUAGGAAAAGAUCAAGUGAUAGUAAAGGGUGUGAUUGAAGCUGCAAAGCUUGUUGAUGAAGUGUACAAGAGGACCAAGAAGCAUGCUUCUGUUGUGAAGACUGAAGACGAGGAAAAGAAGGAAGAAGAGAAGAAAGAGGAGGAGAAGAAAAAAGAAGAGAAAGAAGAACAAGAGAAAAAAGAAGGUGAAGGAGAAGAAAAGAAAGAAGAAGAAGAUGAUGAUGAUCAUAAUAAGUUUGACAUCAAGAGGAGUGAAUAUUGGCCAUCAAGAUCCUUUGUUGACUAUGCAUAUGCUCCUCAAAUUUUCAGUGAUGAGAACCCAAAUGCAUGUUCUGUAAUGUAGACAAAGUUUGGUUUUUCUUUCUCUACUAUUUGUAUGUAUGUAAUUUUAGGCAUCAUGUUUUUAGAGCUAUGGUCAUCAAUAACAUUAUAUAAUGUAAUGUCAGUUGUUGAAAAUUAUGGACCUUUAGCUAAAUGUAUGUGUUUAACAAUUAACAUGUAUCACUGAAUUUUGGCCUAUGAUUUCUGCACUUAAAAUUUUACUUUAUUUUUUUAGUGGUUAA
This is a messenger RNA of Arachis duranensis, 1246 nucleotides long. Its product is annotated as heavy metal-associated isoprenylated plant protein 7. NCBI's taxonomy places the organism in Eukaryota, Viridiplantae, Streptophyta, Magnoliopsida, Fabales, Fabaceae. The record is from RefSeq and is a predicted model, not a curated record. Gene Ontology annotation, molecular function: metal ion binding. The transcript is spliced from 5 exons. Bases 160 to 1026 code for a protein of 288 amino acids.